Messenger RNA from Solenopsis invicta (red fire ant), 949 nucleotides. RefSeq names its product probable peptide chain release factor C12orf65 homolog, mitochondrial. The coding region runs from base 29 to 535 and encodes 168 amino acids. NCBI's taxonomy places the organism in Eukaryota, Metazoa, Arthropoda, Insecta, Hymenoptera, Formicidae. Gene Ontology annotation, cellular component: mitochondrion. The record is from RefSeq and is a predicted model, not a curated record. The transcript has a single exon. Gene Ontology annotation, molecular function: translation release factor activity. Gene Ontology annotation, biological process: translational termination.
GGUUGCGUUUUACUGCACAAGAUAUCGUAUGAAAGCAAAAAGAGGAAUCAUGUUGAUUAAAUCCAUAUUGAUUUGUCCAAAAAUCCAUAACAGCAUUUAUUCGUUGAUCAACGAGUUUCUUUUGUCAAGUAUCAUGGUUCAUUAUGAAAACAUACAAGUUCGCAACAAGUCGUUCAAACAUUAUCUCGAUUAUUCAAACGUUCCUAAGCUAAACGAGGCCGACCUUGAAGAGCAGUUUAUCCGUGGCAGCGGUCCGGGUGGUCAAGCGACGAAUAAAACGAACAAUGCGGUCUUGUUGAAGCAUAAGCCCACAGGGUUCAUCGUCAAGUGCCAUGAAACGAGAAGUCAGUGGGACAACAAGAAACGCGCGCGCGAAAUUCUGAUAACAAAGCUCGAUAAUUUAUUGAACAAGGAACGCUCCAUUGAAGCCCAGAUACGUGCUCUUGAGGAAAAACAGCAAACGCGAAAAGAAUACAAGAGAAAGAAGCGAGACGAAAUGAAGAAAGCGUUUCGCGAACGCGAAGGCUUGACAUGACGCAAGUUGGUUCAAAUAAAUUCCUCUAGAAUGUAAACUAAUUUUAGCUUUAAGGAAUAAAUAAAAUUAUAAAUAGAAGAUUGUCAAUUUUUUAACUUAAAAUGUAUUGAAGAAAGCCAAAAGAUUAUUAAUACUAAUUACCAAUUAAAUUUAUCAAAAUUAAUAAAUUUACAAGUUCUGAUUUUUAUUUCCAAUACAACAGUUGCAUUUAUUUUAGAAUCGUAAUUAAGUAACUAAUUGCAGUGAAUAAUCUUUUGUCACCAACUGGUUAAUUAGUUUUUAAUUAUAUAAUUAGAACAAAAAGAAUACAGAAUCUAAAAUUUUGAUAGAGUUAAAUAAACUUGUUUGACACAAUUUAAUUUAAGAUCACUUGGAAUCACAAAAAGGUGCAAUAAAAUAACUUUUAAUGGAAAA